AUGGAUGACCAGCCUGUAUUCACCUAUAAGCCGCUGGAGGUCCCUCUUCCCCCGGCACCGGAUCUCACCUUCUUUUCGGAGGCACAGUGGACGACCCUGUUCUCGUUGGCGGAUGCAAUUGUGCCCUCAAUUCGUACUUCGGCCACCGUCAAAUCCUCGACGGAUAAAGUGAUCUCGACCGCCGACUGGGACUCCGCCAUCUCCAAGCUGUCUUCCUUGAUUCCCGGCCCGGACGCCGCAAAGGUCGCGGCAGGAUACUUGGAGGAGGAUGCCUCGUCCAACCCGGCCUUUCGUGCAUGCGUCGAGCGCAUCCUGGGGGAUUACGUGCACGAGGAAGGCAAGAAUGGCUUUGGUUUGAUCAUGAACGCCCUCAAUACCCGCGCGGGAUCCUUGAUCUUGACCGGGUCCACCACCCCGAUACAUCUUCAGCCCAUCGCCUUUCGGGAAAAGGUGUUCAAAGGCUGGGAUACUUCUCGGUUACCUCCUCUCCGGGCGGUCUAUCGUGGACUGACGGCGACGGUGAAGAAGUCAUGGGUGAUGACCAGCCCAACUAUCAACCAGGUUCUGGGCUUCCCGCGGGUCCCCGUUCAUGGAAAGCCAACCGAUGGCUUUUCCUACGAGUUUCUGCAGUUCCCCGCCAGCGACGAGCCGGAGAUGCUCGAGACUGACGUGGUCGUUGUCGGCAGCGGCUGCGGCGGCGCCGUAACGGCGAAGAACCUCGCCGAGGCCGGUCUCCGCGUGCUAGUUGUGGAGAAGUCCUACUCGUAUUCGAGCAGGCAUUUCCCUAUGACCCCGAACGAAGCCUACGUGAGCAUGUUUGAAAAUGCUGGCGCAACCAUCAGCGAAGACGGCUCGAUGGCUGUCCUGGCCGGCUCGACAUGGGGUGGUGGUGGCACGGUCAACUGGUCCGCGGCCCUCCAGACGCAAGCCUACGUACGCCAGGAGUGGGCGGAUGGGGGUCUACCAUUCUUUACAUCGUUAGAGUUUCAGCGUAGCCUGGAUCGUGUCUGUGACCGAAUGGGUGUCAACACGGAGCACAUCGAGCAUAACCGACAGAACAACGUCAUCCUGGAAGGCGCACGACAGCUCGGAUAUGCUGCGAAGGCUGUGCCGCAAAACACUGGCCAAAGCGAGCACUAUUGCGGCUACUGCACGCUGGGAUGCGCUUCGACCGGCAAAAAAGGCCCAACUGAAACCUUCCUGGCCGAUGCGGCCAACGCAGGCGCCGUCUUCAUCGAAGGCUUUAAGGCGAAUCAGGUGAUCUUCGAGAAGAAAAAUGGCAAACGGGUGGCCAGCGGUAUCGAGGGCCUCUGGACGUCGCGAGACUCAUAUCUCGGCCUAAGCAACCAUGGUGCUGUGAAACGGAAGGUGGUAAUCAAGGCGAAAAAGGUCGUGGUGUCGUCAGGCACGUUACAGAGCCCGUUGUUGCUCCUCCGUAGCGGCAUCAAAAAUUCACAGGUCGGCAGGCAUCUGCAUUUGCAUCCUGUCAUGGGCGCCGGUGCGGUUUUCGACGAAGAAGUUCGUCCCUGGGAAGGAGGAGCGUUGACGACUGUGGUAAACGAGUUCGAGGACCUUGACGGGCAUGGCCAUGGGGUGAAGAUCGAGGCCGUGUCCAUGAUGCCGUCCGUGUAUAUCCCCGUCUUCCCGUGGCGCGAUGGACUGGACUAUAAACUAUGGGCGGCUGGUAUGAGUCGUAGUACCAGCUUCAUAACGUUGAUCAAGGAUCGGGACAGCGGUCGAGUCUUCCCCGACCCAGUGGAUGGACGCCCGCGCAUCGAUUACACGGUGUCUCCGUUCGAUCGACGUCAUAUCGUAGAGGGUUUGAUCGCUGCCGCCAAGAUUGCGUAUAUUUCCGGCGCGAAAGAGUUCCACACGACCUAUCGUGAUAUUGCGCCAUUCAUUCGCCCCGAUGCCUCCAAUCCCGAGGGCCCUGAGGGAACCAACGAUGUCGCUCUACAGAACUGGAUUGCGGAGCUGCGUCGCAAGUCGCCUUUGAACCCGGAACGAGGUUUGUUCGCCAGUGCACAUCAGAUGGGAACUUGCCGGAUGGGCAAUUCUCCCAAGUCCAGUGUCGUCGACCCAGAUUGCCAGGUCUGGGGUACGGAUGGCCUGUAUGUUGUGGACGCUUCGGUCUUCCCCAGCGCCAGUGGCGUCAAUCCGAUGGUUACCAACAUGGCAAUUGCCGAUUGGGCCAGUCGGAACCUUGCCCGGGUGUUGGGAAAGCCCCGAAGCGAGAGGAAUGGGAUGGCGCGUCUUUGA
This is a messenger RNA of Penicillium macrosclerotiorum, 2259 nucleotides long. RefSeq lists its product as uncharacterized. The transcript is spliced from 3 exons. The record is from RefSeq and is a predicted model, not a curated record. Gene Ontology annotation, molecular function: flavin adenine dinucleotide binding; long-chain-alcohol oxidase activity. NCBI's taxonomy places the organism in Eukaryota, Fungi, Ascomycota, Eurotiomycetes, Eurotiales, Aspergillaceae. The coding region runs from base 1 to 2259 and encodes 752 amino acids.